This is a messenger RNA of Bufo gargarizans (Asiatic toad), 471 nucleotides long. It is a transcript of the gene ANAPC13, whose product is annotated as anaphase promoting complex subunit 13. Gene Ontology annotation, cellular component: anaphase-promoting complex. The record is from RefSeq and is a predicted model, not a curated record. Lineage: Eukaryota; Metazoa; Chordata; Amphibia; Anura; Bufonidae. The transcript is spliced from 3 exons. Gene Ontology annotation, biological process: protein K11-linked ubiquitination. Bases 151 to 375 code for a protein of 74 amino acids.
CAAGCAGUGUUCAGGUUAAAUGGAAGUUGUGGAGCAGAAUCUUUAAGGUAAUACUAACCCCACAGGCAAAACCCGAAGCUGCAGCAGAGACAUGGAAGCACACACCACGAUUACAGAUGAGCACGGUGCCCGGAACUGCGGCGAACUCCAAUGGACAGCGAGAUUCAGCGAGAUGGACGCAUUUUAGAUUUGGUUGAUGAUGCUUGGAAAGAAGAUAAAUUACCUUAUGAAGAUGUAACCAUUCCACUGAAUGAACUUCCAGAGCCUGAACAGGAUAAUGGCGGAGUGAUGGAGUCUGUCAAAGAGCAGGAAAUGAAAUGGGCCGAUUUGGCACUGCAGUAUCUGCAUGAAAACAUACCCAUGUCAGGGAAUUAACAUUGUCUUUGUGUUGUGGAAAGGAAAUUACUGUUCUUCUUCUCUUCCUUUUGAGUUUAAUAAAUUGACCAACUGGUUUUUUUUGCGAUGGAGAAA